AUGAUCGCCCUGGACCCUGCUACGGUGGACAAGGCCUCCAUGUACGCCUUCAUCAUCUCUGCUGUCGUGCCGCGCCCCGUCGCGUUCGUGUCGAGCGUCAGCGGCAGCAGCGGCGUCAACCUGUCCCCGUACAGCUACUUCAACGUGAUGGGGCACAACCCCCCGACCGUGGCGAUUGGCAUGUGCCGCAGCCCGUCCCGUGGGGGCGGGAAAAAGGACUCGCUGCUCAACAUAGAGGAGACAGGGUGA
Messenger RNA from Monoraphidium neglectum, 249 nucleotides. RefSeq lists its product as hypothetical. NCBI's taxonomy places the organism in Eukaryota, Viridiplantae, Chlorophyta, Chlorophyceae, Sphaeropleales, Selenastraceae. The transcript has 2 exons. The record is from RefSeq and is a predicted model, not a curated record. Bases 1 to 249 code for a protein of 82 amino acids.